CAGCGACAACAUCAUGAGUGGACACAGCAAACACCGCGACAUGCUCUAUCCUUCUCGUUGAUCCUCGAAAUAUCUGCUCCCUUCCCCUGCCGGCAUUGCAAGAAAAUACAGCAUCAGAAUUGCGAGCCAAGACAGAAUGUUCACUCCCACCACCCACCACCCCAUGGCGGGGUCGUUCGCCUCUGUGGACAUCACACCAGCCAUCAGCCUCACCGGCGACCUGCCCCAAGGCUUGCCAGCAGAUAUUCUGUGUUUUGUCGGUCCAGAUCUGGCUCAUCAUCUUCUUUUCACUUUGGCGUCGGAGAAAAGCCUGCCGCAAAGGAAAAGCAUUGAUGUCACGGCUUGCGCGGAGGGCGAGCAGGGGGUUCACCAGAUCGCGAGAAAUAUCCUCCUCUUUACCCUCGCCCUUGACUCCAAAAUCACCGCUGAGCAGGCCUGGAACAUCUAUUACGAUGCCUGGCUGACCCCUUCCAACCUCACCGCCCUCCAGACCCAGGCCAAGAAGCUCUUUGACCUUGCAUCCUCCCUCGACGCCUGGUAUGCUGGCCCAUACAGCCAACUCCGCUUUUGCGAUUCUGGGACCCUUGAAUUCGUGAAAGACGUUUGGUCGAAGUACACCACAUCCAAAGCAACCGAAAACUUCGACACCAUCCUGGAACGCUCCCAAAAACGCAAGGAAGAAACAUAUGGUGAAGAAGGGCAGGCAGUUGUCACUUCCAGCGCGAGAUCUUGCGCGCCAUUGUCAGUAGGCGGGCUGGUGGAAGCGCUGACUGAGCUUACUGAGGAAAACUGGCAAGCGACCGUUAAGAAGCAGGAUGAGAAGAAACCAAACCCAGUGUUUGUUGUCGCUUUGGCAGCUAGUGAUGAGAACCAGAGACGAGUGCUGGAAUACCCCACCGAUCCACUGAUCGGCUUCCAUCUUGCCUCUGCCAACGCCCCGUUGACGCCACUGUCGCCAUAUAGAAUCGAGAAUGCGGACAAGAAGGACAUCAAGGAGAGGAUUGUCGAGACGGCGAGGAUGCAGUGGGGUGAUUGGUUGGAGACAUUCAGAGAGGCGGUUGGGGAGAAGAGGGUCACGGUCAGGUUUGCGGCGGCUGACUUUUUCUCAUUGUGCUGGACGUUGAAGAGAAACAAGGAUUGUGGAGAGUUGGAGGCGUGUUGGCAUAGGAGAGAGGUUAGGUUUGACAUUUUGGUCUUGGACGAGAAGGAGUAUGCAGAGGGAGAGGCGCCGAAUGAGUUUGACGUUGUUGACACGGGAGUUUUGGGGGACGAGAAGGGGGUGUUGAAUGUGCUUGUUGCUGGGUUGGUGUUGUUGAAGAGGGUGCCUUCGUCGACGAUAUAUACAGAGUGUUAUGCGAAGGAUUAUGAGGCUAUUUUGGAGGGGUACACGUCAGCGUUUUCGGUUUUGUUGGGGGUGAGCCCGGGGGAGUAUUGGACUAACUCGACGAGUGUGGCGGUUGUGGAUGAAGUGUUGGCUACGUUCAGUGAGAGGUAUGCUGAUGACGAGAGACCGAGGGGCAUUCAAUCGAGGCUGGCGUGGAAGUGGAAUUCUUUGCAGGUUAAGGGGCAGACGGACCAGUUGACUAUGGAGGCGAGGGAUUUGAUCAUGUUCUUUGAAGGGGUGUUUGGUAGGAUCUUCAAGGCUUAUGAGUUGAGCCAGGACAACAGCAAGAGAAGAGGGCCGCAUCACCACUUCCACUUCAACACUGCUGCAGCUAUCCUCAAGGUUCUGUGCGAAAGACUGGGCUUGGACUUUCGAAGGGUGUUGGAUCAAUAUGAAACGUUGCCUGCGGACUUUCGUGCCGGGACUUUGGAACCUCACAUCAAGGGAUGGGGCAUUUGCGGUGUGCCUGAACCGUCAGGAAACUCCGCAUAUAUGGGGGAUUUUCUGUCUGGUGAACCGGCUUUGAAGUUGAACAAGAAGCUUGACUCUGUGGCUAUUACGUUUACUGUGCCGGCGGAGAAGUGGAAGCCGGUAGCCCAGUGUUCCAGAGACCAAGGCAUUCCUCUGCCUCUGAAGGUCACAAUCCCGGAAGCCGAGAUCGAAUACACGAACUACCAGCUAGCGUUCGGCUCUAUCACCAAGUUCAACUCGCCUGACCAGGAUGGCGUCCCAGUCAAAGUGGAUGAAGACAAAGAAGAAUGGUCCGGGUCUUCUGAUAUAGUGGUGUCGCUAUAUGUCCCUACGGAGAAAUUGGCGGGCUUCCAACAAUCCAAACAGAGUGUGGCGCUGUGCACUGCAGACCCUUUCUACAACCGAUUGGCGUACAAGACGGUGCUGGGCAAUCAUCAAUGCGAAAUUCACCGAGUACCCAUCGAUAGUGUACUCGUCACACAUGUACUUCCUGGGCAGUGGCUCCUCGAAAAUGAGACGGUAUCGGUUGAGUCAGCGACCAAGAAGCUUGGCGAAUCAGAGGUGACUUCUUCGAUGACUCCAUGGUUUACAGCUAAGCUGGAUGAAAAUGCUGUGGAUUCUGAGGCGGAUGUUGUCUUGCAGAUCAUCGGGCACAUUGAUAUCACCUUGGAUGAAUGGCGUAGCUUGUUGUCGGACAAGUCAGUGCCCAUCAAGAUGGAGCAAGUCUCGCCCUUCACCAUUGAAGUGGUCUUUGGCGCCCGGAAGUUGGUCUUGCCCAUGAUCUUCACAGUUCCUGUCUCCAAGGAGAAGUGUGCCCUAAGAGUGGCACGCAAGUCACACUAUGUUGAGGUGGUUUCUUCUUUGGUGAAGCCGUUGGAUGUGCCCCAACUUGACACGCACAUCCUGCCGUCGACAGCGAUUCAGCCAUCUGGGAUCCCGGCUACGCUCAACAUCCCACACCUUAACCUUGACAACCUUCCCAUUCUGUCAAUCGACGAAGAUGAGGAUGAGGAUCCCCGGAUCAAGUUUUUGACCACCCUCACCUCCCUCAUCUUCUCGGGACGUGAGCGCCGUCUCCGCGAGGAGGUCAACGCACAAGACGACAACUACACCGGUCUCGGCCCUUCCCCUCGUCUCAACUUCAAGGAGUCCCUCUUCACCAUGUUUAUGCUCUCCUCUGGUCUUCAAGGAGGACAAACAGGACUCUUUGCCAUUUCGGACCCCAAGAAUGGCGGCAUUCACAUGCUGCUCUUUGUCAACGCCAUCCGCCUUGACUGUCCCCAUGCCACGGUCGUCUUGGAUGCUGCUAUUCUUCCUUUCACAAAGGCUUUGGUUGACAGCAAGGAGCUAGAGGGCUUUUUGCUGUUGAUCAGAACUUUGGAAUGCUGCACCAUCACCGUUGAUGACGAAGAGCUGAAGAUGUGGAAGAAGGCUUUGCCUGCCUUUGUUGAGAGGUGCAGAACUUGGGAACAUAACCCCAAGACGUGUGAGUAUGUUACUGCCUCGGGGGAGAAAGGGCAAAAGACUGUUCCGUUGAGCUUGAAGGAGGGGGAGCAGGUUAUUUGCUCUUGUGGUCAGGGGAAGUUGCCUUCGGAUUUCAUCCCGCUGCCGGAGUGGGAUGAGACUGCUGCGAUGUAUUCUACUAGGGUGGCGAUCAGCCCAGUUUAUGCUUCGCAGUUGGUGGAGGAUAUCAUUGACCCGGCACUGGCGAGAGGGUUGGCGGGGGGUGGUGAGAAGAGGGUGGCGGGUUGCAGGGCGUGUGGAAAGGUGGAGGAUGAGGAGGAGGGGGUGACCUUGAAGAAGUGUGGGAGGUGUUUGAAGGUCAGGUAUUGCAGUGGGGAGUGCCAGAAGAGGGAUUGGAGGAAGCAUCGGAUGGAGUGUGAGGAGGCUGAGGAGCAUCACCGGAAGAGCAAGGUGUAAAGAACUUUAGAGGGUUAAAUGAUCAAUCGAUGGUUUCAUGUAGCCGUCUCAAGUCCCGUUCUCUGCCAAUUGUGAUGGCCCCAAAGCGCGCAAUGUUGGCGGCAUCAUGCAGUUGCUCAUCCACC
This is a messenger RNA of Podospora bellae-mahoneyi, 3900 nucleotides long. RefSeq lists its product as uncharacterized. Gene Ontology annotation, cellular component: nucleus. The record is from RefSeq and is a predicted model, not a curated record. The coding region runs from base 137 to 3775 and encodes 1212 amino acids. Lineage: Eukaryota; Fungi; Ascomycota; Sordariomycetes; Sordariales; Podosporaceae. Gene Ontology annotation, molecular function: DNA-binding transcription factor activity, RNA polymerase II-specific. The transcript has 2 exons. Gene Ontology annotation, biological process: regulation of transcription by RNA polymerase II.